Molecule: messenger RNA, 1217 nt
Organism: Pseudomassariella vexata
Lineage: Eukaryota; Fungi; Ascomycota; Sordariomycetes; Amphisphaeriales; Pseudomassariaceae
Exons: 1
Coding region: 198-830 (210 amino acids)
Source: RefSeq, a predicted model, not a curated record
AGGAUGAAGCUGAGGAACAAUUCAACAUAGAAGACGACUCCACCUGGAAUGAAUGGCCUGCCCAAGAAGCUGCUCCUGGUCUCGCGACCACACUCGCCCAAGGCCUUCAGAGUACUACGUUUUCUUCGAUACAAAGCGAGGAUCUUGAGUGACGCCUUCACUGAGCAAGGCCGAAUCCCUGGAGAAGAGGUCGACCCAUGUGGAAGGUAGGACGCGGACUCGCCAUGUGUCCGCUUCCUGUAUGCCUCUGGGAAUCCGAAAAUUCCACCCGCAUGGAAGCAUCCAUUCUGCCAUACAUCUGUGCAAGUGGUUUGCCAUUGCAUAUCGGCGAUGUUUUAGGUGGGAUGGCCGUCCAUGCUUUGGUUCUGGCGACUUACCAUUUGGCCAAUUCUGGAAUACUGGGAGAAACCCUUUUUGGCAUGGUCGCAUGCCUAGUCUGUCUCCUGACGUUCCGUGCCGAUCCCUGCACUAAGGUGGAGGUUUCUAUUCAAGAAUUUCUGGGGCAUAACCAACCUGAUCAGUGCCAACACUCGCCCAUGGACGCGGCCGAGCUCGGAUCAAGCAUUCCAAUUGAAAUAAUCAAUUCAUGGACGCCUGGGGCACAAUUGGGCUGGAAAGCAUUCAUGGCCGUCUUGCAAUCCAACAUAACCCAGCGUUCGUUGGGCAAGGUUGACAACGACCGCACAGCGGAUGCUAGAAUUUCGAACACCGACCAUGAAGAUUCGGACCACGAGAAUGACCGCAUGCAGGGCUGUGAUAGUGUUAUUCACUACGAUGAGCAACCUUAUGGCCCAAGAUCAUUUAUUGCGACAGCAAAAGUUUGGGCAUGAUUUGGGCAGCGAUUCAAGCCGAGCUGUUGACCUAUCGUCGAGUACACGAGGAAGAUUCGUGGCUAUCGCCUAGAUUUGAUCUACGAAAUGUCGUGAAUGGGUUGAGUAGAGGUGACGAUCAGUGUCUGAAUAAUCUUAUUGAAGAUGACGAUGAGGAUAGAUUGCGAGAGUUUUCUCGAUGCGGGACUUUCACGGAGGCGAGGAACCCAUUUUGUGCUCUGAGAGAAGAUGCUUGUGCUUCAUAUUACUCCAAUCUUGACGACUGGAAGCGCACGACAUUCAUCCGGGAGAUUGCCUGAGAAUAAUAUGCAUAGUAGAUGCAGAGUUCAUGUGAAUUAUUUGAUUUCCCUGCUGAAUGAGAAGCAUAAGUUAGUCAUCCAGGCGCCA